GCCAACAUUUUGUUUGCUCUAGGAUAGCCACAAAAAUGCUGGCUAACAAGACUUCCGUUCGGCAGACUGCCGGCAAGGCCAGCUCGCGCGCACAGGCCGCUAUUCCUCACCUGAUCAGCAGCCGUGUGGAGGUUCGCGCCAGCGGUGUGGUUCCCUUCAGCGGCGUGAAUGUGAAGGCAGCCUCCGCCUCCGCGGCGCCCCGCGCCCGCGCCAUGGCCGCCUCCCGCCAGGCGGUGCGCGUGGCCGCGGCUGUGGACGCUGACUACCGCAAGCGCGAGCCCAAGGACGUGCGCGUGCUGGUGGUGGGCCCCACCGGCUACAUCGGCAAGUUCGUGGUGAAGGAGCUCGUGAGCCGCGGCUACAACGUGGUGGCGUUCGCGCGCGAGAAUGCGGGCAUCAAGGGCAAGAUGGGCCGCGAGGAUAUCGUCAAGGAGUUCCCUGGUGCGGAGGUGCGGUUCGGCUCUGUGCUGGACCCCGCCUCGCUGCGGGACGUGGCAUUCAAGGACCCGGUUGACGUGGUGGUCAGCUGCCUGGCCAGCCGCACAGGCGGCAAGAAGGACUCGUGGCUGAUCGACUACACCGCCACCAAGAACAGCCUGGACGUGGCCCGCGCCUCGGGCGCCAAGCACUUUGUGCUGCUGUCCGCCAUCUGCGUGCAGAAGCCGCUGCUGGAGUUCCAGAAGGCCAAGCUCCAGUUCGAGUCGGACCUGCAGGCUGCCGGUGACAUCACCUAUUCCAUCGUGCGCCCCACCGCCUUCUUCAAGUCCAUUGCCGGCCAGAUCGACAUCGUGAAGAAGGGCAACCCCUACGUCAUGUUCGGCGACGGCAACCUGGCAGCCUGCAAGCCCAUCAGCGAGGCCGACCUGGCGUCCUUCAUUGCCGACUGCGUCACCGAGCAGAACAAGGUCAACAAGGUGCUGCCCAUCGGCGGCCCCAGCAAGGCCUUCACGGCCAAGCAGCAGGCCGACCUGCUGUUCAACAUCACCGGCCUGCCGCCCAAGUACUUCCCGGUGCCUGUGGCGCUCAUGGACGGCAUGAUUGGCCUGUUCGACUCCCUGGCCAAGCUGUUCCCGCAGCUGGAGGACAGCGCCGAAUUCGCGCGCAUUGGCAAGUACUAUGCCACCGAGUCCAUGCUGGUGUACGACGAGGCGCGGGGCGUGUACCUGGAGGACGAGACGCCCGGGUACGGCAAGGACACGCUGGAGGACUUCUUCAGCCGCGCCGUGAAGGAGGGCCUCCAGGGACAGGAGCUGGGCGACCAGGCCGUGUUCGGACAGCAGUAAGGAGUAUGGCGACUGAACUGCUGCAGCAGCGUGUCGCUUGCGCGGGCUGGUAGCUAGUACCGUUUGGUCGUCCGCUCGGAUACGGACGGUUCUUGGGGGGUGGCACUCCAGUUCGGAAGACGCGGGGACGUGGAGAAGAGCAGCUUCGCGUUGUUGCCCGGAAGCGGAGUCUGUUGGCUGAAGUAAAAAGCGUGCGGCCUGGGUCGGCACCUGGGGCGGAGCGAGGGAGUGCAGGCGGGCCCAUGGCGGCGUGGGCCGCGAGUUCAAUCGAACAGCGGAGUUGACUAUUUCAUUUCGGGGCGCAGAUCGUGGGCGCAGAUGCUAAUGUUGCAUGGAGGGCGCGCACUAUUGAGUGCAUGAGCUUUGAGUGGAGCGUGCGCGGGCGGAUGGCUAUGGAAGGGGGAAUGAGCUAUGAGUCGGCUGCUGUGCGCCGGUGCUCAGCCGAGACGGCACUCCCUGAGGCACUCCAAGCGCCUGCAGUACAAUUUUGCAGUGGAUGUCGAAUCGUGUGCCGUAUAGCAGGUGGAACAAUGGAGUUGUGAGUAUUGAGCAUGCAGUUCUGCAGCCGCAAGAGCUGAGACGCAUGAACUGCAUGAACAGAGCCUGACAUAUGGCCCCAUCCGUGUGGGGGCACCGUGUGUCUCCGUUGCCGCAGCAAAGCACGCAGGGGGCUGACUGUCCGUCGCGUCGAAGCAAUUUCUUUUGAACGCCGACUGCAAUCGUGAGAUACCGUUUUCGUUGCUUCGUGCGGGAACGCGAUGAGUGCGAGGGAACGUCAGAUGGCACCCGCUGGACAGUGUCAGUCUGCUGGCGCGGAGGCUGUAAGAACGCAGGGGG
Messenger RNA from Chlamydomonas reinhardtii, 2120 nucleotides. RefSeq lists its product as uncharacterized. The coding region runs from base 36 to 1283 and encodes 415 amino acids. Gene Ontology annotation, molecular function: oxidoreductase activity. The record is from RefSeq and is a predicted model, not a curated record. Lineage: Eukaryota; Viridiplantae; Chlorophyta; Chlorophyceae; Chlamydomonadales; Chlamydomonadaceae. The transcript is spliced from 8 exons.